GGCGGGCGGCGCAGGAGGCGAGCGGCGGAACAUGUAAGGGCACAUCCCGCCAGAGCCGCCCAGCGCGCAGACGGAGCCCAGGGGAGCGGGCGUGCGGGCAGAGAGGCGCAGGGCACCGGGCAGGCUCCGGGCGGUCGGAGCGGUGCGCAGGGUCCCGAACAGGCGGCGAGCGAGAAGCAUCCGUACCCGCCACUGAGACGCUGCUGUCCGCAAGGCGCUCGGGGCUGCAGGCUCGGCUGGACAGAGAGCGAGGCCAAGCAGCCCGGGGUGCGUGAAGCCGGCGCCGCAGAGCCGGACCGCCGCGCCCGCCGCGCCCGCCGCAGCCUCCGGCGCUGUGGCAACCUCGGGGCGCCCAUGACGGCGGCGGCCACCGUGCUGAAGGAGGGCGUGCUGGAGAAGCGCAGCGGCGGGCUGCUGCAGCUGUGGAAGCGGAAGCGCUGCGUGCUCACCGAGCGCGGGCUGCAGCUCUUCGAGGCCAAGGGCACGGGCGGCCGGCCCAAGGAGCUCAGCUUCGCCCGCAUCAAAGCCGUGGAGUGCGUGGAGAGCACCGGGCGCCACAUCUACUUCACGCUGGUCACCGAGGGCGGGGGUGAGAUCGACUUCCGCUGCCCCCUCGAAGACCCCGGCUGGAACGCUCAGAUCACCCUGGGCCUGGUCAAGUUCAAGAAUCAACAGGCCAUCCAGACUGUGCGGGCCCGGCAGAGUCUUGGGACCGGGACCCUCGUGUCCUAAACCACGAGGCAUACCAUUUUAUCGACAUGCCCCCAACGUCCGUGCCCAGAGGACAUGUCAGCUUCUCUGUCCACCUUGGUUGGUUGGGGCCUGACUGCAUUUGAUGAGGCAGAAGCAAGCUAUAUGUGGAAGAGGCAUAUCAGCAUGGAAGGAGCCGACUGGCCAGGAGGAGAGCAGAAGCCAGUGAGGGGCUGAGGAUGAAGAUUCAGCUCCUGAACACAGAGACUGUUAUACCCAGCUCGGGCCUUGGAGCCACAGGCCUGGCCUCCUAUGUCUCGAUGGAGAACUUGGGGCUUACCCUGGCAUCAAGGUCCCUCCCACUGGUCCUGCCCUUGGUUCUGGGUUCUGCAGACUUCUGUUUGGCCCCUGGCUUUGACACUUGCCCAAAGGAGGGCAGUUGUUUGGGGCGUGCUAAGCCAGUGCCUCAGAACUCAGGAGGUGAGCCUGGGAUUCAGAAGAUGACCACCCUACCUUAGGACAGCCGCUAGACUCAGCUUGCGGAGGGGAGUCUGCUGGGCUGGAGGCCUGUGCGUGGGGGUCUCUUGCUGCUUAGGUCCUUUUGGGACCCCCUACCCAUCUGUACCCUCUCUUUGCACACUUUUUCCCUCACCUCUGUUGCCCUCUCCUCACUUUGGUGUUGGGCCUGGAGGUGGUAGGGGUGGGGUAAGGGUUUGGCCAUUACCAUUUCAUGCCUAUUCCAGAAUGAAGAUGCCCAGGACGUGGGCAGUAAGCA
Molecule: messenger RNA, 1465 nt
Organism: Psammomys obesus (fat sand rat)
Lineage: Eukaryota; Metazoa; Chordata; Mammalia; Rodentia; Muridae
Gene: Phlda3
Product: pleckstrin homology like domain family A member 3
Exons: 2
Coding region: 355-732 (125 amino acids)
Biological process (GO): positive regulation of apoptotic process; intrinsic apoptotic signaling pathway in response to DNA damage by p53 class mediator; negative regulation of phosphatidylinositol 3-kinase/protein kinase B signal transduction
Cellular component (GO): plasma membrane
Molecular function (GO): phosphatidylinositol phosphate binding
Source: RefSeq, a predicted model, not a curated record